UGGGCAUUUGAGGGAAGUUAUCAGUUCACUACCAGGUGUGCACAGGACAAUACAAAGUCUAACAAACUAAAAAAUGGCUUCAAAGGUGUGCUUUUUAGCUUUGAUGGCUUUAGCAGCUAUGGUUGCUGCUGACGACGGUCACUCACACAUUCACAUCUCCAAACACGAAGGUCACCACCAGCCUGUGGAAAUAAAGGACAAACAUGGACAUCACCACGUGGACUACUAUACGCAUCCCAAAUACAAGUUCGAGUAUGAAGUAAAGAGUCACCACACUGGUGAUCACAAGUCUCAUCAUGAGCACCGUGAUGGCGACAGCGUCAAGGGAGAGUACUCCCUGCAUGAGCCUGAUGGUUCCACCAGACAUAUCCAUUACCAUGCUGACAAGCAUACUGGUUUCCACGCCGAUGUGAAACACAGCGUCCACCAUCUAGUACCGGAUAAACAUCAUCAUUGAUAUAAUAAAUUAGGAUUAAAUAAAACGUGUUUAUAGAUUUAACACGUUUAACAUUGUUUU
This is a messenger RNA of Helicoverpa armigera (cotton bollworm), 517 nucleotides long. RefSeq names its product cuticle protein 19. Gene Ontology annotation, cellular component: extracellular matrix. Bases 74 to 457 code for a protein of 127 amino acids. The record is from RefSeq and is a predicted model, not a curated record. NCBI's taxonomy places the organism in Eukaryota, Metazoa, Arthropoda, Insecta, Lepidoptera, Noctuidae. The transcript is spliced from 4 exons.